Molecule: messenger RNA, 1007 nt
Organism: Rhipicephalus sanguineus (brown dog tick)
Lineage: Eukaryota; Metazoa; Arthropoda; Arachnida; Ixodida; Ixodidae
Gene: Adk2
Biological process (GO): purine ribonucleoside salvage
Cellular component (GO): cytosol; nucleus
Molecular function (GO): adenosine kinase activity
Source: RefSeq, a predicted model, not a curated record
UUUCAUUCAGUGCCGCCGGAGACGCUCCGAGCGCUACUAAUAGGCCCACUAGGAACACAUUUGCAGUUGGCCAGCUGCAGGUAGUAGUAGGUGUUACUCGCCAGUGUUUUGUAUUCGCCGUUAUUCCGAAGUUAGCUUUCGUUCUUCAAAUUCCGGUGCAAACCUUUCAGUGCUCACAAUGAGUUCCAAACUGAGGAAAGGAAUGCUCUUCGGCAUGGGAAAUCCACUUCUUGACAUAUCUGCAUCUGUGGACCCCGAAUUUUUGCAGAAAUAUUCACUGAAGAAUAACAAUGCUAUUCUUGCUGAUGAGAGCCAUGCUUCACUGUACACAGAACUUGUGGAGAAAUUUGACUGUAGCUACACGGCUGGAGGAGCCACACAAAAUACUCUGCGUGUCUUUCAGUGGGUUGUACAGAUUCCCGAAGUCGCCACAUUCAUGGGCUGCAUUGGUAGGGACAAGUUUGGUGGCAUUCUUGAGCAAAAAGCCAGAGAAGCUGGUGUCAAUGUAAGGUAUCAGUACUCCGACAAAGAGCCUACAGGCACUUGUGCUGUUUUGCUGACUGAUCAUGGAAAAAGCCGCUCCUUGUGCGCCAAUUUGGCUGCAGCACAGCUUUAUUCGGUCGAUCAUCUCUUGAAGCCUGAAAAUAAGGCACUGAUGGAAGAAGCCACUCAUUAUUACAUAUCGGGCUUCUUUUUGAAUGUCAGCAUAGACAGUAUAUUGACUGUGGCUAAACAUGCUUCCAGCAAGAAGAAAGUAUUUUGCAUGAACCUCAGUGCACCAUUCCUAUGCCGUCUAUUCAAGGAAAACAUGAUGGCUGCUUUCCCAUAUGUUGACAUUAUCUUUGGAAAUGAGACGGAGGCAAGAGAGUUUGCUGAUGUUCACAAUAUGAAGACCAAGGAUAUUACUGAGAUUGCCAAACUGAUAAGCAAGUUUCCCAAGGAGAACAAAGAGUUUGAAAGAAUGGUGGUCAUAACCCAAGGUGCUGAUGAGGUCAUUGUAGCUCAAG